GUAGGCCAGCACGAGCCUUCUUCAAUGUUGACAAUCGUAACUAUUCAGAUGACUGUAUAUUAACUUCCGUUUUUUUAAUUCGUUUAUUUAUUUUCAUGAGUUUUUUUUUAUUGUUUGUAGGCUGUGCUAAACAGUUUAAAAAAAAUCCAAGGGUAACUUUUUUUUAUUCCUAGACUAGCAAGUGAUCAGCUGUUACAAGUUUGGCUAGCUAGCCAUGAAGCUAUAGAGAGCUAGCGGUGGCUACAGAAAGGCCAAACAGAAACAGACUUUGCACAAGAGUAGGGAUGUAGGGAUGUGUACGUGUUUUAUAUCUGCGUUUGUGGCUAAUUUGACGUUAAGCGUUAGCAACUUUGCUUUGACGUCUUCGGGACGGUUCUAUUAAUGUCUACAAAACCGGUGAGCAACAGGUUAAUCCAUGCACUGGUCAGUUAGUGUGUGGUGUUUAUUAGCAUUCGGAGCUGUUUCCAUGACAGAGUUUGUGUUCUACAUACAGAAUGAUGCUUAGGAGAGUAUAUAAUCAGCUUGGUUUGGUCUUUAAAUGGUGGAAACGGCAAGCUGGAGUGUAUUCUCAGUGCUGUGAGCUGAUUUACAAGUGAUGAGUGGACCGCUGUUGGACUUCAGCUGGACAUGGAGCAGAAACAGGAAAAAAACGAGCUGAAGGAGCUCUCCAUGCGUUUGGAGAAGGAUGGCAUCUCAUCCCAAGCCUCUCUGGAGGAGCGUCAGAUCCACAUGUGGCGUCUGUUACGGAGCAGUGAAUGCAGCCUAGCAUCAGCCACACAAGAGCUACAGACUCUCCGUGAACAGCAGGUCAGCGAGAUGAAAGAGGUGGAGAGUUACGUGGAACAUAUUCGCAACAUGCUAGAGGAGCGUGAAUGUCUGACGGCUGAAUAUGAAAGGGACAACGAACAGCUCCGUGCUGAGCUCGAACAGAUAAAGCACCAGCAAGAGUGUCAGUAUAAAGAGGUGACGGAGAUGUUGGAGCAGGAAGGCCUUGCUGAAAUCAGUAACAGCAGUUCCAGUGAGCAGGUGGCUUACCUGUUGGUAGAAAGAGUCACCUUACUGGAGAGGUUGGAGGCUGCAGAGAGGAAGCUUGAUACUCAGACCCUCACAGGCAACCUUAGAGAGGUGCACCUACAGGAGGAACUGGACCACAUCCGGCACACCCUGGAGGAGGAACUCAGGCAGCAAAAGGAAAUGAUGCGGCUCACUAAAGAGAGUAUGAGCAAGGGGAACGAAUCCGCAGCUCAGAGCACAUGGAGGAAGCUUUUUGGUGUGCACAAGGCAACAAAAAUGGCACAGAGCCUCCCUCUUGCACACAGUGUGGAACAGGAGCGGGAACGUACAGAGAGGAAGAAGCUGGAGAGGGAUCUCGAAGAGGCAUCCUGCAGACUCACUAUGGCUCAUCAGGAGAUUCGGCACCUAACUGACGAACUUGAUGUGGCUCGGAAAGGCCAGCAUGCUAGCGGCCCUGAUCUGCACACAUCCAGAGAGGAGGUCACACAGCUUAAACAAGAAGUAGAACAGUUAAAGCAGUUUGAUAUGGAGGAACUGCAGAAGGCAAAAGAACACAAUAAGAGACUUGACGCAGAAAUUCGGGCCCUGAGAGACAGAGUGCGCUCCUUGGACUCUGAGAGGAAGACACUUUUGAAAAUGAUUGAGAAUUUUAAGAUUCAUCCCAGUUAUGGAGAUAAACCUGCAACGGAUCUUGAUUCCAAUCAAUCUGUACAGGUUGAUGGAAAUGUGGAUCAUUCAGAACGGUCAGGUACACCAGUAAAUGAUGAAAAGGAUCAAUUCCAUAGAAGGUGUCGAAGAGAGUCUGAGGAUAAGGACUGCCGCCUUCGGGAGCUGGAGAGGAGGCUGCAGAAGCAGCAGCAGAAGCAUGAGGAGCUGGUAGAGAGGAAUGAGGAGCUAGAAGCCCUGCUUGGGGAGGCACAGAACAAAGCAACAGAUGAAAGACAGCGCCAUGAGUGUGAAGUGGACAGCUUGCAAAGAAAGAUUAAAAAUCUAGAGGCAGAGUUAAAUGCGAAAAGUACCCUUGAGAAAAGACCUGUGGAGCAGGGUGACCAGACUAAAGAGACCAUCUCAGAGGUACAAGGUGGUAUUCAAGAGAGGCUGACGUUUCUUGAGAGUAGGCUUGCUGAGGAGAAGGACUGGAGGAAACGCUUAGAAGUGGACUUAGCACUGGCCCAGUCUUCUUUGAGAAAAGAGAAGCAGGCACUGCAGAGCGAGCAUACAGAGCUGAAGAAAUUGCGUAUAGAGGUGCAGAGCUUACAGGCUGAGCGUCAGCAAGGGAAAUCCCUUAACGUGAGCCUCACCGUGCUAAAGGGAGAAAAGGGAAUUUUGGAAGAAAAGGUGGCCCAGUUGGAGCGUGCUCGAUCACGGCUGCAGGACGAGCUUGCACAGCACAUAGAGGGCAGCAGAGUGCAGGAGGAACUGAGAGAGAGCAGGGAGCAGGUGACGCAGCUUAAUGCUCUAGUUGAACAGCUGCAGUCCAAACUGUGUAAACUGGAGAAAGAACACAGCACACUGAGGAAUGAGAUAGUGGAGAAGCGCAGGCAGGUGAUGGAGUUGCAGGCUGAGUUGAGUGUCAGAGCCCAGGAGAGGCUGCAAGCUGAGGGCCAGGCGGAGCGGCUCGGGCUGGAACUGCAGCUGAAGAAAGAACAACUCCAGGCUGCCCAGCAGGAGGGAGUGUGUGACCCUAAUCCCAAAUCUUUUACAGGAAAUGACAACAAGCUCAGCCAGGUGGCAUGUGUGAAGUCGGAGAUGAGUAAGCUGCACACCACCCUGGAGCAGGACAGACUUUUGGUUAGUCAGCACCAGCUGGCUCUGCAGGCUCAGAUCAGUGAAGCCCAGGCUCGGGUCAAGGCCCAGGACUCUGUCCUACAGCAGAAGGGUGAGGAGAACAAGCAGCUAAAGCAGGACCUGCAGAGGACGCAGCACCUCUUCACUUCAGCUGAACGAGAGCUACGUUACGAACGGGAGAAAAAUCUUGACCUUAAGAGGCAUAAUGCACUUUUAGAUCAAGAGAAGAUCAAGCUGUGUGCAGAGCUGAAGCAGGCUCAGAGUAAACUGGCACAGCUGGAGGCCAGUGCAACAGCACAGUCAGCAGAGCUGGAACAGCUGCAACAGAGAGCCCGGGAGCUGGACCUGGAACUGGCCAGGAACAAUCAGAACAGACUGAGCAGCAGUAGCCUCCGGGAGGAGCUCAAUACUGAGAGAGCACGAGUUCUUGCUGCUGACAAGAAGGUGCUGGAGCUUCAGCAGCAACUAAAAAACGCUCUACAUCAGUUGCGUCUUGAGGAAGCCAGAGCUGGAGAGACCAGUAAGUUGGAGAGAGACACCAGAGACAUGUCUGAUAACUUGUCUGCCCUCCGAGCUAAACUGCAUGAAGAAAAGCUCCAGAGGAAGUUGGUGGAAAAGAGGGAAGAAGAGCUGCAACAGCAGGUGCGUUCUCUGCGGACGAAAGAGGCCACCAUCAGUCGCGUUAACUCUGAGCUCUCCCACCGCUCCCAGCAGAUGGAGACGAAGCUGGAAGUGCUGGAGAGCGAGCUGAGCUCUGCCAAGAAACAGCAGAGCCUCAGUCAGAAGAGUUGCCUUAAAUUGGAGGAGCAGCUCAUGUCAUCCCAGCAGGAGUCAGAAAGACUGCAGGAGGAGCUACAGAAUAUCCUUCAGCAGCUUGUUGCCAACUUCAGGCGAAACAACGAAAGACAUUCUGUUGAUAAGGCCAAGCUACGUAGAGCAAAGCAGUUGUUCAUGAAGGCAACCGCUCAGCGAGACAUGAAGAUCCAGAAGCUAGAGAAUGAUCUAGGUCUGGCAAUGAGUCUGUCUGAGAAAGAAAAGGUCUGGAUUAGAACUGUGACUGAGGAGAAUGAGCAGCUCCUGAUGGAGAGGCGAGAGCUGCUUAGGAGGAUAACUGAAGCUGAGGAGAUGGGCAACAACGGAAUGCGAACAGCCACAGACAUGCAGCAGAGAGUGAAGUUCUUGGAGUUGGAGAAUAAGCAGCUGCAGGAUAAAACACUGAAGCUGGCCAACCAAAUCGGAGUUUUAGAGCGAGCCCUGCGAAAUCUUCAAUCAGUAUGUAAUGCUGAGGAGGUAAAGAAAUUAUUUCCUUCUGAUACUCUUCCUGAUGGGCUCUUGCAGGCAUCAAGUCCGAAGCUGGGGCUCCGCGACUCGUGGGGACUGUUGGAUGCCAUUUGCAGGGUUAAAGUGGGCGAACACGUCAAAAGCCUGGAGUCAUCUCUCUCUUUGCCCACCUCUCAACCAUCAGAGAUUGGCUACCUAAAUGUGAGCUCCUCCAUGGCUCCCAGUGUUACCCAGCAUCAGGAAGAGAACCACAGUGUCUCCAGCGAAGAUGCCUGAAAAAAAACUGCACCUUAUUACCAAGCUUGCCAAUUAUCUCCGGAUUUACAGCAGUUUGUUCUAACUGUCACCGGGUCAGAAGUUGCCUGAUUAACAAAGAUAAACAAGGGUCGUUAUAAAUCGGUUCAGUGUUGCCUACCAUGCUCCGAGAUGUUUUUAUAAUGUUAGUAAUCUAGUAUCAUUUCACUGUGGAUCUGAAGAAGGUGAAUCCGAGCGUGACUAGAGGAAGAGGAAGUCCUGCCUUUUGGCAUCAGUUUUGUGGUUGAUUCACUUUUCUUUAAAAAAAAUGCUUCCUUAGACUAAAAAAGCUGGGCUUAUUCUGUACAGUGCUUUUAUACAAAAUCGUGUGUAAUUGGAAGCCAGAUUAUACAAAUGAUAAUUGUUUUAGUACAAUGUCACUGUGACUGAACAAUCUUUAUCGUUUUUACAGUCUUGGUUAAAGAUUCCUUUAAUCUUAAUCUUAAUCUUUAAUCAAACCCUUGAUUUUUACUCAGUCAUUACUACUCAACUGAGUUUAUUGCCUUUGCCACUUGUAUUCUGUAGAGGUCCCCAAUCCAGUACUUAAGGACUCGUGUAUAUUCCAAAUAGCCAUAAAGCUGAGCCAUGUGGUCAGAAUUAAACAUCCAUUCACUUGACCCUCCUGUUUUCAGUGCUGGAAAAUGUCAAAGGGAACAGAUUGUGAUUCUCUGGAAUCUUAGAACCUUAUUGACUUACACAGAGAAGAUGAUUUGCCAAGCUGGAGCUAUGAGAAAUGUUUUAAAAGUUUCAAAGCAAUAUAUUUCAUUUGAGAUCAAGGCCAAAGCACAAAUUACAGCCUAGGAACACAAAUUAUAGAUAGGAAACACUUUUUGUGGUGCAGCUGUAACAUGCUAUGUGUGUUAUAUAAGUUGAUCCGGAUAAAGAGGCAUGAUAUGGGAUUAGCUACAGCACUUUUAUUGUCAAGUGGUACGUUGUGCAUAUGUUUACAAAUAGAAAAUUUUUUUUGUACGUUUGGGAUCCAAGUGAAAUCUGGUACAAAAUUAAUGACCGUAUGGUCUAAAGUGCAUUGUCAAGUCUAGAUCAGUGUAUGUGUCAACAGUUACAAAUUAUAGAAACAUGGGAUCUAUAAAAUAAAUCGUUUAAGAUUUUACAUAUUUUUUAGAAGGUCACAUUUUUCUAUUCUCUGUUAACCUGUCAUCUGCUCAUGGGUAAUAUUAGGAGCUUGUACUUAGCUAGCACUCGUAUCCCAAUAUUUCUUAGAAUAGAAAUGUUGUACAAUGGAUGUAAAAAAUCUACGCUUCCCUGGUAAAAUGGCAGGAUUUUGUGAUUAAAAAAUGAAACAAAGAUAAAUCACAUUAAGGCUUUUCCCCCCCACAAUGGUAACAUUUCCAUCAAUGUGAAAUUACAAUAUGUUAAGAUUAAGUGGAAAAACAGAUUUUAGGCAAGUUGUUUUGGGUAAGAGACAAUCAGCAUGGCACAUCUUACCAUGACAACUUGAUUUGCAGAUCUUGUAAAAGCAUUUGUAGCUAUUCAUGAUUCCCUCAACCUUGAUAAAAGCCUCAUUUCUGAUGAUGUAAACAGCCCCAAAGCAUGAGCCUGCUACCACCAUGCUGCAUCGUGGGUAGGGUUUUAUUUUAGGGAUGCAGCAUUUUUAUGCAUCAAACAUACCUUUUUGAAAUUAUCCAAUAAUUAUACCUUAUGGAAAUGGUCUCAUUAGACCAAAACACAUUUUGCCAUCGGGUUUAAUGAGAUUUUGUUUGGAUGUUUUUGGAUAUGAGAGAGGGGAAAGAGCUUUUGUCUAUCCACCCUUACCUAUAGCUCAGACGUGAAGAAUAUGAGAUAGUUGGGACAUGUAGAGAGUCAUCAGCACUUGUUAGAUAGAUAUUUCUGCAGCUCCUUUACUGUUGCUGUAGGUCUCUCGGCAGCCUCCUUUAUAAGCGUCUGUCUUGUCCUUUAAUUAAUGACAACAGUAUGAUCAUUUUUGAACUUGAGAAUGAAUGUGAUGUGUAAAUUUACACAACCAGGCUAUUCUAAGUUUAUUUGUUUCAAAAAUGUUUUGGAUUGUUUUUCACUUAAUUUUCGUUGUAAUUUUAUAUUAAGGGGUUGAAAAAGGUUUCAAAUAAUUUAUCUUGGUUUAUUUUAUUUAUUUUACAUCACAAUAACCUGUCAUUUUAACAGGCUGUGUAGUCUUUCUGUAUCCACUGUACAUGAGCACCCUGGCCUUGGGAUUUCCAUACAGCUGAAAAACGGAAUGAAUUUUUCUAAUCAGAUUUUUGUAUUUAGAGUCGGAUCUACUUUUUAUUUAGUAGAAUUCAGACCUGAGGGUAUUUAAGUCUAUGACUAAGGUAUUAGUCACAUUACUUUAAUAAUGAUUUCAAAGCCUGUAGCUGAAGUAUUGCACUAAAAGUAGUUCUGUUGCUUUUCCAGUCUUAUAUGAAAAGCGUUUGUGUUGUAUAGUUUGUACAGUAUGAGCUACAUGGGUAUUAUUAUUAUAUAUUUUUUUAAAUUGUGUGAAGUAUUAUUUCUUACACUAUCAUCACCUGCAGAAAAGUAAUCACUAUCCUCCUUGUUUUGACAAUAAUCAAUGUUCAUGGUGUUUAUCAUAUCCCACUGCUGAACAACUGAGCACACAAAUGUGUAUUUUCUUAUUAAACAGUGAUUAUAUUUUCA
This is a messenger RNA of Tachysurus vachellii, 7008 nucleotides long. It is a transcript of the gene ccdc30, whose product is annotated as coiled-coil domain containing 30. NCBI's taxonomy places the organism in Eukaryota, Metazoa, Chordata, Actinopteri, Siluriformes, Bagridae. The transcript has 28 exons. The coding region runs from base 628 to 4359 and encodes 1243 amino acids. The record is from RefSeq and is a predicted model, not a curated record.